AUGGCUAAAAGACCCUUAGGUUUAGGUAAACAAAACAGAGAAAAGAAGAGAAAGGUGGAAAGCGGUGAAAAGACGGAUGAUGAGCCUUCAAAAGAAUCUACACCAGCAAGAAGCCAAAUGAGCGUCGAACUUGACGACGACGCCGAUCUAGACGACGAAUUGGCCCAACUGAAAGGUCUGUGGUCCAAAUACUUCCACUCCGAUAGAGAUGAUGAGUAUGUUUUGAAUGGUAUCGUCCACGAAUGUGAUAGAUUAUUGCGUCUUUCCGAGGAGAACGAGGAAAUCAAGAAAACUUUGAACGAUGUAUUCCAUGGUAUCUAUGCCUUGGCCCUAUCCGAACUGACUAUUUUCAGAGCAGGGGAUGAAGAAGCAACUCAAGAAAAGAGAAGAGAAGAUGUAUCUUCAUUUUUUGACAGUGCCAUCGAAAGAGUUGAAUUAGGUCUUUCACGUUUUCCAGACUCCCAGUUUUUAAAAUUGAUUUUGGCAAAGAUCAUUUUCCAAAGAAUUCCAUUGGAACAUAUCUCCACCCUCGACUUGAAGUCAAAGAACGGAAAACUCAGCCUUGUUGAACAAUUCGAGCGCGCUAAAGAGCAUUUCUCAGUCUAUGAAAACGAUACAGAACUAACGUACGAGAUUCUACAGAUGAUGAAUGACUUAUUGGACAUCAUCGAAAACUUCGGCCGUGAGCAAUCUAUUCAAGAAGGUAUAGAUAGUGAUAACGAAGAGGAAGAAGAACUGAUCGAGAUUGAAUUGGAACCAGAACAUCCUGUAUACCCACUACAACAAUCAUUGGAAGAAAACUACGAAUGGUUAAGAGAACAUUUCAGCAAGUUGCUCGACACCAUGAAUACCGACAUGGAAGUAUAUCCAUCCGUUGCCAAUACUAUCGGUGAACUAUACUUGAAAAAAGCUGAAGAACCAAGCAAGAUCUUCUUGAGCUUACAGUAUGACGAUGACAGCACUGAAAAGGCCAGCGACAAAGAAGCCAAGGCCGCCCAAAAGACAGCGUUAGCGCACACAAAGAAAGCUUUGCAGUAUCUGGAAAAAGCCAAACUGGAAGAUGAUCCGGACACCUGGGUUCAAGUCGCUGAAGCUUACAUUGAUCUGGGUAACUUACUUGACAACGAAAGUGUUGAACAAGAAAAAGCAUACGAGACCGCCGAAGAAAUCUUAAGUAAGGCCAACAAGGCAUCCCAUGGCAAAUUCCAAGAUGUCCUUGACAACUUCUUGAAGAAUUGA
Messenger RNA from Saccharomyces eubayanus, 1239 nucleotides. It is a transcript of the gene ETT1, whose product is annotated as Ett1p. The transcript has a single exon. Gene Ontology annotation, biological process: positive regulation of SREBP signaling pathway; translational termination; positive regulation of cellular response to hypoxia. The coding region runs from base 1 to 1239 and encodes 412 amino acids. Gene Ontology annotation, molecular function: protein binding. NCBI's taxonomy places the organism in Eukaryota, Fungi, Ascomycota, Saccharomycetes, Saccharomycetales, Saccharomycetaceae. Gene Ontology annotation, cellular component: nucleus. The record is from RefSeq and is a predicted model, not a curated record.